CAAGUAUUCAGUCUAUUAGAAAAAGCUUGGUCUGGUUCCCCUGUGCAGUUUGCUUGGCAGAAAACUUUGGGAAAUUUCCUUGCUGUAACAGGAGGUGAUCGUGCUGUGAAAAUUUUUGAUCGUCAUGGUCAGAAGAGAAAUGAAAUCAGCUUACCAGGUAACUGUGUUGCUAUGGACUGGGAUAAGGAUGGAGAUACUCUAGCAAUAAUCACAGACAAAUCUAGUGCCAUAUUUCUGUGGGAUGCGAACACAAACAAAACAAGCCAAGUAGACAGUGGUAUGAGGGAUGCAAUGUCUUUCUUAUUAUGGUCUCGAGUCGGAACUUUACUUGCUGUUGGAACAACAAAGGGAAACUUACUUAUAUAUAACCGUCAAACUUCUCGCAAGAUUCCUGUUCUUGGUAAGCACACUAAGCGGAUUACUUGUGGUUGUUGGAGUACUGAAAACCUUCUGGCUCUAGGCGGUGAAGACAAAAUGAUUACUAUAAGCAAUCAGGAAGGGGAUACUAUAAGACAGACCUCAGUGAGCUCAGAUCCCAGUGAUAUGCAGUUCUCAGUUAUGAAGACUGAUGAAAGAGUAUCAACCAGGGAAAGCACAGUAAGUGUAGUGGUCGGCAAGAAGACUCUCUUUCUUUUUAAUUUGAAUGAUCCUGAUAACCCAAUUGAUCUGAAAUUUCAGCAGCCUUAUGGCAGUAUUGUAACCUACAGAUG
Fulmarus glacialis (Northern fulmar) is the source of this 710-nucleotide messenger RNA. Its product is annotated as WD repeat-containing protein 19-like. The annotation marks the transcript as partial. Gene Ontology annotation, biological process: intraciliary retrograde transport; cilium assembly. Gene Ontology annotation, molecular function: protein binding. Lineage: Eukaryota; Metazoa; Chordata; Aves; Procellariiformes; Procellariidae. Gene Ontology annotation, cellular component: intraciliary transport particle A; cilium. The record is from RefSeq and is a predicted model, not a curated record. The transcript is spliced from 7 exons.